ACGGCCAGCCGUGCCGCCGCCGUCGUCGCUUCACAUCUUUCAGGGGGUGACAUUCCGCACCGAUCCUCUUAACGGUGAAAUGAGGAGCUGCUGGGUGUGAUGGGUCGUUUUUGUUGCUUUUUAAGAGCUGAACAAUAUCAGGCCAUUCCAAGAUGGCGAUGCACACCACUAGAUGAAUGGAAGAGAGGUUUCAUCAACUCCAGAAUAAAGUCACCCACCAUCUAAACAACACUGACCCUUUGUAGAAGUCUAACAGUGUGCAAAGUUUAGUGAGUAAUGGUAACUGAGGCGGGGGAUGGACAGGGGAUAUAUAUUCCACAUCUGCAUCAUCAAACAACAGUAACAAACCUGCUAUGAUGUCUCCAUGAUCAUGGACUAGAGUGCACUACCAUCUAAGAUAAGAUCCCGUUUGAAGCACCAAUGGAGGCAGAAGCAGCUGCAAGUGUAUUGUUGGCUUUCUUCCUGUUGCGGUUUCCUGUGGCAGUGCACCCAUCAUCAUUCGGAUGUGUGACCUACAAGCACAUUAAAAUAUGCGCCAUAAAGGGUUCAUCCGUGGAAUUUCCCUGCUCCUAUCCCAGAAAUGUUGAGGUUACCCAUAUAUCAGGAUGGUCCAGAAAAUCCACAAAAUUGCAUCCUGUCUCAAAAAAACACCCCCCGAAAAAGAUGCCAGCUCAUUCGUUUAAAAAGAAAAGUAGAAGCAAUGACUGCACCCUGAAACUCACAGACCUAAAACAGAGCGACGCAUCCUUUUACUUUUUUAAAUACUCUUUUAGAAAUGUUGCAGGGGUCAACAUGACGUGUGAAGGUGCCCCUGGUGUGAGACUCCUUGUUUUUGCAUCUGCUUUGAGCAUCCAGCUGGAGGAGAUUGUUAGGGGACAGAAAGUGCCACUGGCAAAUCAGACAGUGAUAGAAGGUCAGAAGAUGAUGCUGACCUGUGUCCCCACCUGUGCUGGAAGUCUGAACUCCAACCCAGGCUACAUCUGCUUCAAGAACGGACUGCAAUUAAAUGGCAGUAGAACAAACUCGUCCUUCCUGUCGUUUGAUCCAAUCGGUAAUAAGAAUACGGGUAGUUAUGUCUGUGCCGUGAUUGGCUACAAAGACUUUACCUCGUCUGCUGUCAAUCUCAGAGUCAUGAGAAGUCCCAGAAACACUGUGGAGUUGCCUGAAAACACUGACGGUGGAUCAAAAAAGGACGGCAAAGAAAAUCUGAAACAUAGCUGUGAUGCUAACAACCCCACAGACCAAAACCUCAAGAACUGCCAGAUGCCCAGAGACAAAACCGUGUUUAAAUUCUCUAUAAUUCUUGUAGUCAGUGUUUGCGUUGGGUGGGCUAUUGCAAUAAUGGUGGCUAUACUAUCCUUCAAAUUAAAGAGAAAGAAGAAGAGGAGAAGGUGUGUCAGUUCAGUCCCAGAACCUCCUGUCCACAACAGUGACUCCUAUAUGGCUCUGGAUAUCACGUCCAUGACAGCUGAAUAUGACACACUGGACAUAGUGAAACGCUGCACGGUUUCUGAUGAAGGCGACACUAUUUAUGAGAACUUACCAACCACCGGCCUGUAAACUACUGAGAUGAGAGAGAGAGAGCUGUUUUAAAGAAUAGCUCCCCAUCAAGUAAAAAACUGUUUCAACUUUUCAUACAUGCUGUUAACUUUUUCACACCUUUAGCCAAGUUUUUUUUCAAUGUAAAAAAUGUUAAAUCUAUGAUCAUCUAUAUAUAUUUUUUGCUUUGUACAGUUUGUUAUUAUGCUGUUAUAUGUUUUAAUACUGACGUACUGAAGCCACUGCAGAGGAAAAUUAGCUAUAAGCCAACUUUGGUCCAGUUCAUUUACCACUGUACAUGUUUCUUGCUCAUUUUUUAUGACAUUUUAUGAGUUUAUGUGUUGGAAGACAAGAGAAAGAAAAUGCCUGAAAAGUGUCCUGUACUUUGUCAGUAUU
Molecule: messenger RNA, 1935 nt
Organism: Scomber scombrus (Atlantic mackerel)
Lineage: Eukaryota; Metazoa; Chordata; Actinopteri; Scombriformes; Scombridae
Exons: 5
Coding region: 421-1560 (379 amino acids)
Source: RefSeq, a predicted model, not a curated record